UGAACAUAUCUGAUCUGAUGAUGUUUGUGUGCCUUAAUCAUCAUCAUCAUAAUCAUAAUCAUAAUAGUUGUAUAUUGUAUUCUUCCUAAUGUAAAUGUGUAAAUUCAGUAUUCAACUACAACAUAUCAAAUGAAUGACUAUUAAUAAUAUUCUAUUUCACAUCAUAUCAAAUCAUAUUCGAAAUCGAAAAUUCUCUCGCCACCGAUCGAAAAAUGACAACCAACGAAUCAGAUUCGAAUAAAUUCCAAAUGAAUCCAACGAUUUUGAAUAGCAAGAAUGGCAAUGUGAAUAAAGAAUUGGAACAUAUCAUUCAUCGUCUAGAACAGGGAGCAACAUUGACACAUUUCAAGCGUAAAUGUCCCAAAAUUGAGCGAAAAUAUUUCCGUGUACGGUUGGAUACACGUCAGUUGAUGUGGUUUGCUUUGGCAUCCAAUCAAAAUGGUCCAUCGUCCAUGAUUCGAGGAAUUUUAGACCUUCGAGAAAUUAAAGAAAUUCGACUUGGUCUAGGAAAAACAUCUGAUAUGGAUCAAUGGAUUCUUGAUACAACAACAAAUGGCAUCUUCAUAAACGAUGCUGGUACUGAUCUGGUAAGGAAAUGGGAACGAAAUCAAUGUUUUAUCGUUUAUUAUGGAGCUGGCUUCAAUCUGAAAACAUUAACAUGUGCUGCAUCAUCAUCGACCGAAUGUGAACAAUGGAUUCGUGGCCUUCGAUUUUUGACGCAAGAUUCAUUGAACGCUCCACAUGAACAACAGAUGGAUGUCUGGCUACGUAAAGAGAUCAGUAAUGUUGACGGUGAUCUAACAUCAUGUGAUGAAAUCAAAAUGAAAGAUCUGAAAUCAUUUCUACAUCGAAAUAGCUAUAAAAUAUCGACACAACAGUUGAAGAAAUUCUUCCUUGAACUGGAUAUCAAUCGAUCAGGGUCAUUAUCGUGGCGAAAAUUUCGUCAGGCAUUCUAUGAACGUUUAUUAUUCGAUGAUAGAAUCCUGGUCGAAUUGUUUCUCGAUUAUUUUGACCAUGAUGACGAGACACAGAAAGAUGUAGAUUUAAUUGAUUCACGAAUCACCGAUCGUAAUCUAUAUCGGUUUUUAAUGGAUGAGCAACACGAGAAUAGUGCCUCUUCAUCCGAUGCUCACAAUGAUAAUGAUAAUGAGAACCUAUGUCCAUCAUUGAUUACCAGAUUAUUGCGGUCAUAUUUCUAUGCAAACAAUUCACGUUUGCAAAUCCAACCACCAUAUCUGAAUGCACAAGAAUUCAUUAGUUUUCUAUUCUGCAAAACAAAUGAAUUAUGGGAACAACAAACAAAUUCAACUGUCACUAAUGACAUGGAUCGGCCAUUGACGCAUUAUUGGAUAGCAUCAUCACACAAUACAUAUCUUACUGGUGAUCAAGUACGAUCAGAAAGUUCGGUUGAUUGUUAUGCUCGUGCAUUACGCAUGGGUUGUCGAUGUAUUGAAAUCGAUUGUUGGGAUGGUCCCGAUGGUAAACCUGUGAUAUAUCAUGGCCAUACAUUGACAUCGAAAAUCAAUUUCAUUGAUGUGAUACGGACCAUCAAUGAACAUGCAUUCAUCACGAAUGAAUAUCCAAUCAUAUUAUCGGUGGAAAAUCAUUGUUCAUUGCCACAGCAACGUUAUAUGGCCAAUAUUUUUUGCGAGAUAUUCGGCCAUAAUCUGCUUUCGAAACCAUUGGACAAAAAUGACCGUGAAAUGCCCUCACCGAAUCAAUUGAAACGAAAGAUUAUUAUUAAACAUAAAAAAUUGCCAGAAUCAACAGUUUCAAAUCAGGAUACCAUUGAAACUGUCACCGAAAAUAUCGAUUUCGAUCCGGCAAAUUCAAUCAAAAGUGGUCGAAUUUAUCUGGAAUGUGACGGUCUAGCUGAUGAAACAAAAGAAUGGCGACCAUUCUAUUUGAUGCUUACACAGACAAAUGUGCUACAUUAUUUCGAAGAGAAUCCAAUGAAUAGUAGUGAUCACGUUACCACUGGAAAUCUGAUUGAUUUGAAUUUUGGCGAUGAUGAUGAUGACGAUGAUGAGCAACCAUUACUGCGUAAAGAUCAUCAUGAACAUUACGAUUAUUUAGCCGCAUUCAGUGGUCAAAAUAAUCAUGGUUAUGCUGUACAACUCACGGUGGCCAAAAUGAAAUCAUUCUCUGUGGAUGAAUUACAUUUUGAUGAACCAUGGUUCCAUGGCCGUUUACCUGGUGGCCGUCAACAGGCUGAACAAUUAAUCCAUGAUAUUCCGGCUAAAGUGGACGGAUUAUUUUUAGUGCGUGAUUCCAGCACUUUUAUCGGUGAUUAUACACUAUCGUUAUGGUAUAAUGGCAAAGUGCAUCAUUGUCGUAUCAAAGAGAAACGUUUUGCACAAGGAAAAGUUAAAUAUUAUCUUAUCGAUUCGGUCAUGUUUGAAACACUCUACUAUCUGGUCACUUAUUAUCAAUCGAAUCCAUUGAAAUCGCCAGAAAUGACCGUACUGUUAUCGGAACCUGUCCCGCCUUGCAUUUACUGUGAUGACAAAGAAUGGUUUAAUCCACAAGUUUGUAAAGAUCGUGCUGAAGAUCUCUUACGUCGUGUAUGGUUUGAUGGUGCAUUUCUUGUACGUCGCAGUGAACAAGAAGAUCGAUGUUUUUCCAUAUCGUUUCGUGCUGAAGGUAAAAUCAAACAUUGUCGUAUACGUCGUGAAGGUCGAUUAUUUGUUAUUCAUCAGAAGAAAUUCGAAACACUUAACCAUUUGAUUGCCUAUUAUCAUCGAACACCGUUGUAUAAGAAUACGAUGUUGAGAAAAGCAAUCAAUCCGGAGAUUGUGACCAAAAUCGGUCAUGAACCCUGUGAAACGGACAUUGGCUAUUUGGAUACAUUCCAAACAACCAUUCCUCGUGAUGACAUUCAAAAUCGCUCAUUUAUGGUCAAAGCUCUUUAUGAUUAUCGAGCCCAACGAUUUGAUGAAUUAUCGUUUUGUAAACAUGCAAUCAUAACCAAUGUCGUUAAACAUGAAAGUGGUUGGUGGCGUGGUGACUAUGGUGGCAAAAAACAGCAUUGGUUUCCGGCCAAUUUCGUACAGGAAAUUAUUCAAUGUUCUAAUUAUGAUGAUGGUGGUGGUGGUGAUAUAUCAAUAACUCACCAUGAUAAUAAUGGUAAUGAUCAGCUACAACAACAACAACAACAACCACAACUGAUGACAAAAGGAUCAGUAAACAUGACCGGUGCAACUAUAACAAUGAUUAGAUCAACAACGAUUUCAAAUGCUUUUCAAAUCGAUUUUUGUCGAUCGUCCACCAGAAAUCAGCUCCCAUAUCUCCGAAUCGGUAGUGAUAGUCGAGAGGAAUUACAAGAUUGGAUUGUAAAAUUACAAGAAGCUUCUUCGGCUACCACCGAUGACCUGAUAAUGAAACGUAGAUCGAAUGAUUAUGUGAUUGAGAAAAAUUUCCGUAUUGCUCAUGAAUUAUCCGAUUUGAUCAUAUAUUGUCGAGCUGUGCCAUUUGUGCCUGAACGUAUGGGAAAUUGCACCGAAAUGAGUUCAUUAUCGGAAACGAAAAUUGAAAAAUGGCUAGCAACAAACAUGUGCAAAUUGCUUAUCGGUUAUAAUAUAAAUCAAUUUACACGUGUUUAUCCAAAAGGUAGCCGUAUUGAUUCAUCGAAUUAUGAUCCAAUCAAGUUAUGGAAUUGUUCCGUACAAUUGGCCGCCCUUAACUAUCAGACACCAGAUCGUGCAAUGCAAUUGAAUCAGGCAAAAUUUCAAUUAAUGAACGGUGCAUGUGGUUAUAUUCUACGGCCGCAAUUCAUGUUUGAUCCGACAUUCACUCCAUAUGAUCCAAAUUGUCUGGCAAAAUUAGCUGUCGAUACAUGGAUCGUGGCCGUUCGUGUGAUCUGUGGUCGUCAUCUAACGAAAUCUCGUGGUCGUGGUGGUGUUAUAAGUCCAUUUGUUGAAGUGGAGAUUAUCGGCACUGAAUAUGAUUCAACUAAAUGCAAAACAGUCACCAUAAAUGAUAAUGGCUUGAAUCCAUAUUGGAAUCAAUCGUUUGUCUUGUCUGUUCGUUGUCCACAAUUAGCUUUCAUACGAUUCAUCGUAUGUGAUGAGGAUGUAUUUGGUGAGCCCACACAAAUUGGUCAUGGAACCUAUCCAUUGAUGGCCAUUCGACAAGGUUUUCGCUGUAUGCGAUUGAAAAAUGAACACUCGGAAGAAUUAGAAAUGGCUGCCAUUCUAGUGCAUAUCAAAAUCGAUAUACUAGCCACUGGUAACAAUAAUCAUAAAAAGGACCGUCCAUCGACUAAUCGUAAAUAAAUGAUAAAUGAUUUAUAUUUUUGUUUUGCUGGUUUUGUUCAUUUUUUGUAUAUUCGAUUCAUGAUGAAAAAUAAACAUCAACCUGUGUUGUAAACUGGAA
This is a messenger RNA of Dermatophagoides farinae (American house dust mite), 4374 nucleotides long. RefSeq names its product small wing phospholipase C gamma 1 (gene sl). Gene Ontology annotation, molecular function: phosphatidylinositol-4,5-bisphosphate phospholipase C activity; calcium ion binding; protein binding. Gene Ontology annotation, biological process: phosphatidylinositol metabolic process; release of sequestered calcium ion into cytosol; positive regulation of epithelial cell migration. The record is from RefSeq and is a predicted model, not a curated record. Gene Ontology annotation, cellular component: ruffle membrane. Lineage: Eukaryota; Metazoa; Arthropoda; Arachnida; Sarcoptiformes; Pyroglyphidae.